GGAGUGAGCCGCGCGGGCCGCCGUAGUCAGCUGCUAAGAGCAGGAAGAGUCCGAGCGGCGGGCGGAGUCUGCAGGAUGGCACCGGACCCCUGGUUCUCCACAUACGAUUCUACUUGUCAAAUUGCCCAAGAAAUUGCUGAGAAAAUUCAACAACGAAAUCAGUAUGAAAGAAAAGGUGAAAAGGCACCAAAGCUUACCGUGACAAUCAGAGCUUUGUUGCAGAACCUGAAGGAAAAGAUCGCCCUUUUGAAGGACUUAUUGCUAAGAGCUGUGUCAACACAUCAGAUAACACAGCUUGAAGGGGACCGAAGACAGAACCUCUUGGAUGAUCUUGUAACUCGAGAGAGACUACUUCUGGCAUCCUUUAAGAAUGAGGGUGCCGAACCAGAUCUAAUCAGGUCCAGCCUGAUGAGUGAAGAGGCUAAGCGAGGAGCACCCAACCCUUGGCUCUUUGAGGAGCCAGAGGAGACCAGAGGCUUGGGUUUUGAUGAAAUCCGGCAACAGCAGCAGAAAAUUAUCCAAGAACAGGACGCAGGCCUUGAUGCCCUUUCCUCUAUCAUAAGUCGCCAAAAACAAAUGGGGCAGGAAAUUGGGAAUGAAUUGGAUGAACAAAAUGAGAUAAUUGACGACCUUGCCAACCUAGUGGAGAACACAGAUGAAAAACUUCGCAAUGAAACCAGGCGGGUAAACAUGGUGGACAGAAAGUCAGCCUCUUGUGGAAGUUAUGAACAAAGCCAAGCUGAUGAUCAAAUCCUUUCCAGAACAGUGGUUGAGAUCUAACCUCCACCCAAGCCAGCAAGCAGUACCAUUCAACAAGACUGGAAAAGAAGCACCCCUUUAUAUCCAGGAAACUGUCAGAAGGGACCGCUGAGAGCAGACGGCAGAGCAUGUUAGACUAGACAGCAACAGAGCCGCUGCAUUGAGGCCUGCCACGCAAACACACGCCCACUCCCAAACAGCUUGGAUUUCCAACGUGAGACGGGAAUGCGUGGGAAAUCGCCAAGGCAGAAAGGCCUCAAGCCAAUUCUGCAAUUAGCCAAUAGCCUGUACUGGCCUCCACAUUCAUUUAGAUAAAUUUUGAAAUCAUCAGCAAACUGUGGAGCUAGAUUCUUUCUUUGCGAAGACAAAGUCAGACAGUGUUAACCUGCGUAGCGCCAUGAGGAAAGGAUGUGGGACGAGCUCUGCUUCCCACCCCCGGCAGGAGCUGAAUCAUUCUGCAGGGACACCCCUGGCUGUGUGUGGCCUGGCGUGGUCCUCGCUGGCAGUGGGGAGAGGGGUCCCUGCUGGGGGUGGAGACUGGGUCCAGGACCUAGCAGCCCUACCUCGAGGCCCUGCUUCCAGGCUCACCCCCAUCUUAGUUAAACCUGCAGAGGGGAUGUUAAUUAGCAAAGACUGGCGCUCAGGGAGUUGGGGGAGCUCUUAGCCCUCUCCCUUCCAAGAAAGAUGACCUUUUGGACCCAAAAAGGAGAAUUGGGCUCCAGUUGCUCUCGUUCGAGGCACUCGGAGUGCUUCCCACGUAUCUCAUUUAUCCUCAUGACACCCCAGAGAGGUAAGUUUGUUUGAGGUUUAUACAAAGUUAUGAUUAUGCCUAUAGAUUCCAGUUCCUGCCUCUAUGUCAUUCUAAACCUCGGGUCUCAUCCCCAUCUCACUUUUCCUAACAUAACUAAACCCUUCGGGGAAUGAAACGUCUCAGGCUUUCGCCUCGCCAAAGGGCGGUUUUCCCCCUUCCUUCUUUGUUGUUGUUAAGUUUGAUUUAUUGCUUCGCAUUCUAGCCAGGCUCGAUGGAUGUUCGGAAUAUUAUAAAUAAUGUGGAUUGAAAAGA
Messenger RNA from Pan troglodytes (chimpanzee), 1822 nucleotides. RefSeq names its product syntaxin 8 (gene STX8). Gene Ontology annotation, biological process: vesicle fusion; intracellular protein transport. Gene Ontology annotation, cellular component: endomembrane system; SNARE complex. The transcript is spliced from 9 exons. Lineage: Eukaryota; Metazoa; Chordata; Mammalia; Primates; Hominidae. The record is from RefSeq and is a predicted model, not a curated record. The coding region runs from base 76 to 780 and encodes 234 amino acids. Gene Ontology annotation, molecular function: SNAP receptor activity; SNARE binding.